Manihot esculenta (cassava) is the source of this 969-nucleotide messenger RNA. RefSeq lists its product as uncharacterized. The record is from RefSeq and is a predicted model, not a curated record. The transcript has 2 exons. The coding region runs from base 1 to 969 and encodes 322 amino acids. Lineage: Eukaryota; Viridiplantae; Streptophyta; Magnoliopsida; Malpighiales; Euphorbiaceae.
AUGACUCCAGAUGAUUUAGCGAAGAUUCUCGCUGCUAUCACUACAAAGAUUAAUGCAGAUGAUCCGUAUCAUGUUAGCAACUCUGAUGCACCUGGAUUCAGUCUUGUUAACACCCCCUUGAAGGGACACAAUUACCUUUCUUGGAGUCAAUCUGUUCAGGUCGCUCUUCGGGCUAAGAAAAAAUUAGGUUUCAUUAACGGGAAAAUUAAAGCGCCAGCACCAGAUUCAGAUGAUUAUGAUAAAUGGUGGACGGUAGAUAGUAUGGUGGUUUCUUGGUUGUUAAACGCCAUAUCUAAAGACAUAUCUGAUGCUUUUGUAUUCUGUAAAAAUGCAAAAGUCCUUUGGGAUGAAUUAAAACAACGUUAUGAAGAAAGCAAUGGGCCGAUGAUUUAUAAAAUUGAACGGGAUAUUGCAGGAUACAGGCAAGGCAACAAUUCUGUUACUGAUUAUUACACGAACCUGAAUCGAAAAUGGGAUGAAUUAAUCUGCUUAACUCCGUUACCUGUUUGUUGUGAGGCUAGGACAACAAUUACAGACUACGACAAUAAUCGGUGGUUAAUGCAGUUUUUGAUGGGGUUAGGAGAUGAAUAUGACAACCGAGAAGUGCAAACUGAUAGUACUGCCUCUUCUAAAACAGCUGCGGUUAGGCUUGCUCAAAGGGGAUCCUCAGGUAGCCGAGGCAGUGGGCAUGCCAGGAAUUCUUUCUCAUCACGAAAGGAAGAUCGGAAGAAGCAGUUUUGUUCCAAGUGUAAAACUGCCGGACAUACUAUUGAUGAUUGCUUUCUUAUCCAUGGGUAUCCAGACUGGUUUAUUGAGAUGCAACAGAAGAGAGGUGUGGACAUCGGCAAAUACCAUAGAGCUAAUAAUGUCCUUCGCGUUGCAACAAAGGAAUCACCAUUGACGUCAGUAACACCACAGCAGAAAGGUGUUGAUUCUUUGAGUGCAAGGAUGGCAGAUUACUUGCAAUAA